AUGUUGAUUUGCAUCUGCCGGCUGACUGUCAAGUCAGAUUUGAGUCAUUCUGUUGUGACCACGAAGGAAGCCUCAGAGAUCGACCUGACAGCCGCACAAGGUGCUUGCGCCCCGGGUAUUCGGAAGGUGAAUUUUGUGUUUGAAGUUGAUGUUAAGAAGCUCAAGCACGGCAUCAUGCAUUCUCUGCAGUAUCCCAAAACUUGA
Messenger RNA from Penicillium hordei, 204 nucleotides. RefSeq lists its product as uncharacterized. The transcript is spliced from 3 exons. NCBI's taxonomy places the organism in Eukaryota, Fungi, Ascomycota, Eurotiomycetes, Eurotiales, Aspergillaceae. Bases 1 to 204 code for a protein of 67 amino acids. The record is from RefSeq and is a predicted model, not a curated record.